Molecule: messenger RNA, 3569 nt
Organism: Phodopus roborovskii (desert hamster)
Lineage: Eukaryota; Metazoa; Chordata; Mammalia; Rodentia; Cricetidae
Gene: Zbtb14
Product: zinc finger and BTB domain containing 14
Exons: 3
Coding region: 312-1661 (449 amino acids)
Biological process (GO): regulation of transcription by RNA polymerase II
Cellular component (GO): nucleus
Molecular function (GO): protein binding; DNA-binding transcription factor activity, RNA polymerase II-specific; RNA polymerase II cis-regulatory region sequence-specific DNA binding
Source: RefSeq, a predicted model, not a curated record
CGCGCACGGGAGCUUUUGUUUGGCAAAGAAUGCUAAGGGCUCGCUGCGCUCGGCGGCGGCUCCCGGGCUGCGGGAUGCGGGCGUGGGGCCCCCACGCGCGCACUGCGCCCCGGCUCUCGCGCCCGGCCCAGCCUAAGCCCACUCCCAGGUUGUGCGGUCGCAACGGGGAAGUGGUGCGGCCGCCAUUGUCGCAGCUGCUCCGGAAUAAGGAGGCGGCUGCGGCUGCUUAUAUCUGGCUUGCCCCUGAUCAGACUUAGUCUGAUCUGAAGAUAUUGGAGUUUAAGGCAUUAAGAAAAUAGCCUGAAUUGUUCAUGGAGUUUUUCAUCAGUAUGUCUGAAACCAUAAAAUAUAAUGACGAUGAUCAUAAAACACUGUUUCUGAAAACGCUGAAUGAGCAGCGCCUGGAAGGAGAAUUUUGUGACAUCGCCAUCGUGGUUGAAGAUGUGAAGUUCAGGGCCCACAGGUGUGUCCUCGCGGCCUGCAGCACAUACUUCAAGAAGCUUUUCAAGAAGCUGGAGGUGGACAGCUCCUCGGUCAUAGAGAUCGACUUUCUCCGCUCGGACAUCUUUGAAGAAGUCCUGAACUACAUGUACACUGCCAAGAUCUCGGUCAAGAAGGAGGAUGUCAACUUGAUGAUGUCGUCGGGUCAGAUCCUGGGCAUCCGCUUUUUGGAUAAACUCUGUUCCCAGAAGCGUGACGUGUCCAGUCCCGAUGAAAAUAACGGCCAGUCGAAGAGCAAGUACUGCCUGAAAUUAAACCGCCCCAUCGGGGAUGCAGCCGACACCCAGGACGACGAUGUGGAGGAGAUCGGGGACCAGGAUGACAGCCCUUCGGACGACACGGUAGAAGGCACUCCCCCGAGUCAGGAGGACGGCAAGUCUCCCACAACCACCCUCAGGGUGCAGGAAGCAAUUCUGAAGGAGCUGGGGAGCGAGGAGGUGCGCAAAGUGAACUGCUAUGGCCAGGAGGUGGAGUCCAUGGAGACGCCCGAGUCCAAAGAUCUGGGGUCCCAGACCCCUCAAGCCUUAACCUUCAACGACGGGAUGGGCGAGGUGAAGGAUGAGCAGACCCCGGGCUGGACCACAGCUGCCAGUGACAUGAAGUUCGAGUACCUGCUCUACGGCCACCACCGGGAGCAGAUCGCCUGCCAGGCGUGCGGCAAGACGUUCUCGGACGAGGGCAGGCUUAGGAAGCACGAGAAGCUGCACACGGCGGACAGGCCGUUCGUUUGUGAAAUGUGCACCAAGGGCUUCACCACUCAGGCCCACCUGAAAGAACACCUGAAAAUCCACACCGGGUACAAGCCCUACAGCUGUGAGGUGUGUGGGAAGUCGUUUAUCCGCGCCCCGGACCUGAAGAAGCACGAGCGGGUGCACAGCAACGAGCGGCCCUUCGCGUGCCACAUGUGUGACAAGGCCUUCAAGCACAAGUCUCACCUCAAGGACCACGAACGGAGGCACCGGGGGGAGAAGCCCUUCGUGUGCGGCUCCUGCACCAAGGCCUUUGCCAAGGCCUCGGAUCUCAAGAGGCACGAGAACAAUAUGCACAGCGAGAGGAAGCAGGUCACGCCCAGCGCCAUCCAGAGCGAGACAGAACAGUUGCAGGCGGCAGCGAUGGCCGCAGAGGCAGAGCAGCAGCUAGAGACCAUCGCCUGCAGCUAGAGGGGACGGACGGACGGACGGGGUCGGGGGACGGACGCUUGGCCUGGGAGGUCGAUGCCAAGGUUGCAUUGAUCGUAACCUGUCGCCACCUUUGACUGCUUCUGUGUUGCACUGGCUGGACCCAAGGCAGAGCCCGUGUCGGUUAGUUACUUUUCAGAUUUCUCAAGGCAGUUACGUUCCCACGUUCUGACCAAACGUUGGUGUUUUUGAGGGGGGUUUUGUUUUCUUUUUUUUUUUUUUUUUGUGGUGUCUAGUAUUCAUGUUCCCCGUAAGCUUCCCCUCCCUUCCCUGUGGUUUUAAUUUGAAAGCUCCUCUGUCCGGUUUAAAGUGAGCGGCUUCUGUCCCAAGCUUGAUUCCUCCACACUUGCAAAUCGGGUGAGCGCGUCGAAGAGUAAUUGGAAAAACAACUGAUUUCCUCAUCGUCCCAGUAUAUGUGACUUCCGGUCAAAACAGCAGUCCUUAGUAACUGGAUACAAGAACUUCAUAUCCAUGCAGAAAUCGCAGGCACAGGCUGACCCAGGACACUGUAUAAAUACGAAACCAAGUUUGGAAACGCGGGAUGGUGUUAGUUUUGUGUUUUCCUUCUGUUGAUUUUUAAAUAUCUCUAUCAUUGUUUUUACUGUCUUCUGUGGACAGUGAAUGGUUGCUUUGCUGAAGUGUUUCCUCGCCCUUGGAUGAUGUCCCCUGUACCCACCCCAAAUGCCGCAGGUCUCGUGUGCCUCAGGGUGAGUGAAACCACUGGAUGCUGGCAGUGCUGGAACUGAGUUCCGCCUUUGUCCAGUGUGGCCACUCUCCCCGAGGGUGUCUGUGGAGUGAACCAGUAGUGAGCAGAAGGGGAAAGUGACCAAGACAAGGUUUUCACAGAUGACAGGAACCCUAAGAUUUCCAAACCUAGGUCUUCAAAUCCUGGCUGAUUGCAGAAUUGGUUUUGUAUUUAAGAUCAAAAUGAAGACCAGAACCAGAAGUGAUUCUUGAGAUGAUUUCGUAGUUGACGGGCGAUCAAGCUUUGGGGCUGUCUGCCGCACUCCGUUGCUCACAAAGAAGAUGCUGACAUGAAUUUGAGGUCUUUCAAAUGUGUAAAUAGCGGUGUCGGUCCUACGUGUUUCAAGGAAAAGAAGGACAGCUGCACUUUUUUGUUGUUGUUGUUUAUUUUGGUUUUUCUUUUUGCACAUUGGAUUAAAGUACCUUUCAUUGGCAACACACGUCAGACUGUCUUAACCAAUAUUGGAGAUCAUCAGACCCAACGUUUAUGUUUUCCAAGUAUGUUUUAUCACUGGCUGCAGUUUUCAGUAGAAGCUGAGACUGCCUUUUCGUAGCCGUAAAUCAGAAUUAUGAACUUUGUUUCAGAUCCGGCAUACUAAAUGUGCUUUUAACGAUUUCCUUAGGAGUAUAUUGAAACGCCAGCGGACUUUGAAUUUCGUUCUGUGAGAGAGUGUUAGACGACUGUUUUAGGGUAUGUACAGUUGUAGAAAGUGCCAACUUUUAAAGGUCAUGUUUGGUUCUUAAGAUUUUCUUUAAAAAAAAAAUAACAUUAAAAUGAUUUUCAUUACAUGGCUUGCUGUAUUAUCACCUGUUACUGCUAUUGUGAGAAAAUUUUUUAUUUUCAGAAUUGGUGUACGUGUGUGAUAUGCCCAAGAUUGUCAGGUGGGGAUGCUACCUUUCAAAUUUUUCUUAUUUAUCGGUAAGAUGUUUUGGUUUAAAAUUGAUUUUUUUUCCUGAAAGCCCUUUUUCUGUAUCGGAGGCAGUCCCGUCGGUGUGUUUCUGCGCUGUAAGGAGGGGGGUCUGGCUGCUGUUCCCAGGCUGUGUUGACCAAAGCAAACGUGACAUCAGCUGACAUUCUGUUGAUAGGUACUUCAACAAACCAUAUUUUGGGCCUUUGUUUUUGUAUAUAAAGAAAGUAAUACACUU